CUAAGAACCUAGUCUACUCUCACUGUCAUACAUACAGUUGCAUACUGAUAUCAACACCGCAAUCAUGCCGUCCCUUCGGCUCCCUCCCCUCCUUCUACCGUGUCUCGUUCUGAUCGUGCUCUGGGCCCGCCCCACCCAUGCGUUUGGUGCUGGUAAUAUUGCUUCGACUUCCAAAGUCGAGGGCCAGAACUGGCGUCAUGGAGAUAUCGAGGACACUCUACUCACCAUUCUCAUGUCCCGCGCCACUGGCAAGAAGUUCAGCAAGAUGGAUGUUAAGCGCGUCUACUUUGGAAACUGGCUGCGAGACUACUCUCAGGCUGUAGACGUCGGAACCGUCAAGAUGGUCAGCGCGGAGGCCAUCCGUAUCCUGCUCUGGGUUUUGGGCUUUUUGAGCUUUGGCUAUGGCACCAAGGAGUUUGAGGUCACGCGGGACAGGCUUGGUUGCUACCGUCCCGAAGAGCACAUCGACAACCCUAAGGACUACGCCGACAACCUCGACGCCCGCCAAUAUGACCGCCGCCUUCGAGGCCCUGUCGAUGAGCGACGAGAACUGGGAAUUGACCCUCGCACCGGUCUGAAAAACUACAUUGCUUCGGAAGAUAUGGGCAUCACAACCUCAGCGGGAUUGGUCCGCAACCUGUUUGGGCGAUGCAUUGACCUCGGUCGACGAUACAACCGCAAUCGAAACAAGGCAGAUCUGUAUGAAGCUCUGAGACUUCUUGGAACUGGAUGUCAUUGCUUGGAAGAUUACUCUGCUCACUCCAACUAUACCGAGCUCGCUCUCAUCGAGAUGGGCGAGCGAGACGUCUUUCCCCAUGUUGGCCGUGCCACGCAAGUUCGCGUGCAAGGCGCUCGUGGUCCUGUCUGGCCUAUCAUCACCGGCACUUUUGGAGGUGUCGACUUCCUUCACUCCGUAUGCGGAGAAUUCUCAGACAAGGCCACUCAGUCCGAGAUGCAAGAACUAGAAGGGACUAUCCAGGACUCGUCUCGAAAGGGGGACAAAAGCAUCAUCAAGGACCUCUUGAGUCAGCUUCCCAGUGGCCUCUUUGGGGAUAAGGACCAAGCCGGCAAAGCCGACGAACUCGAACAGAAUGCCCAGUCUGCUCAAAUGCAAAACAUGACCAUCACUCCAAAAGAGCCCGAAGAGUUUACCCAGCAGCUGGAUGAAAUUGUCAAGCAGAUCUACCCUAUCAUGGAGUGGCACGACGAGAUUAUGCAGUCUAUCAACGAAUUCAUUGAGUCGGUUCCCAUCCUUCCAGACCUGAUCGAGCAACUGCAAGAUCAGAUCAACAUCUUUGUGUUCUCCCUCUUGGCCCCAUUCGUCCUUCCAAUCAUCUCACAGGUGAAAACGGAGCUUGAAACUGGCUCCUCAGAAGUCAUCGCCUCCUCCCGCGACAAGCAGCUCAUCGUAUUCAACGACGACCAUUCCAGCGACCCGACCCACUCCAUGAUUUCCAAGGAUCAUUUCAGCAACGUCCUCAACGAGCCCGCUGGUAAGGUCGCCUCGCAGGUUCUCAAGUGGGUCGUCCCUCAGAUUGUAAACUGUUGGGAUGACGAGCGUGCCGACGCGAACCGCACUAUCCAGCGUAUCAUCACUGGCGUUUUCCACCACCCUGCCCUCCGUCAAUAUGGCGACGACGGUGCUUCCGAGUGCCGUGGGCUUAUGUUCAACGUUAUGGAGAGGUGGUGGGGCGAGAUGAGCGAGCGCGAAAAGGACGAUUUGCGUGACAAGCUUAGCAGGGACGGUGUCGAGCAGGGCCGAAACCACAAAGAGGGUGUGCACGACAAGGGUCACGGUUGCGGCAAGCCUCUUGGGAUGGCCAACGAUUUCUCUGGCGCUGGGGUGGGAGGUGGCCUCGGGGGUGUACUUAGCGGCGUUCUCGGCGGCGGCACGCCCUCCUCGGGUGGCUAUGGCGGGGGGAAAUCCGGCAAGAAUGAACCUUUCCACGAAGUCGGCAACUUCGCUAGCGACGCCGUUGGAGGCGGUGCACUCGGUGGCAUCGUGGGCGGUCUGGUCGGCGGCAUUGGUGGAUCCCUCUUGAGCGGUGCGAUGGGUGGAGGUGGAGGGGACGACGAAGAUGAGUACAAACCUAAGAAGGGGAAGAAGUACAAGGCCGAGUACGACGAACCGUAUGGCGGAGGCCACACGACGCAGUAUACCGAAACGUCGAACCAAGGCAACCGAUACGGCCAAGCUGAGUACAAAAAGACCGAGUAUGAAAGCGGUGACCGACGCGAAGAAUAUUCUAGCUACCAGCAGCAAGGCCGAUCAGGCCAAGGCCAUUCGGGGGGCUAUGAGUCCCGCGUCGAGACGACGACUAGCUAUGGAGGCGGAGGAUACGAGGAGGAGCGGAGAUCGAAGAACUAUGAUGAGGGCUCGGAAGAUGACGAGGAGAAGCGGAAAAAGAAAGAGCGCAAGGCCCGUGAGAAGGCAGAGAAGAAGGCCCGUAAGCACCACGGGGGUUAUGAUAACGACGAAGAUGAGGACAGUGAGGAUGAUAGCGAGAAGUACAAGGAGAAGCAUCAUAAGCACCGCUCUGGAUCAGGCGAGCACCGCUCUGGAUCAGGCGAGCAUCGCCGUUCCAGUAGGUCUCGCGAGCGAGAGUCUCAGGGCUACGGGUACGGGGAAGAGCGGAGAUACGGAGGGGGGCAGCAGCAGUCCUAUGGUGAGCAGCGUGAGAAUGUGGGUUAUGGCGAAGAGCGCCAGUACGGUCAAGAGCGCCAAUAUGGUCAGGAGAGUCGGGGUUAUGGUGGUGGGGGAGAUCAGUAUGCAGGUGACCAGUAUGGAGGCGGCCAGUACGGAGGCGGCUACCAGCAGGAAGAACGUAUGCCAGGUGGCUUUGGUGGAGACGAGUAUGGCGAGCGACAAGAGCGACGCCGCGAUGACGAGUACGGCGAGUCUCAGCAGCAGUACGGGCAGCCUCGACGUGGUUGGGGAGAGGGUUACUAGUCGUUACUCGGGUCGCUGAAGGUUGGGUAUUCCCCUGGUUGGAGUCUCAACUGGCUGUGGCAUAGUGUGCUAGUCGAGAUUCCUAGUCGGCCUCUUCCCUAUGAAUAGCAAGCGAAAAUGAAUUGAAUUAGUAUCAUCAAA
Mytilinidion resinicola is the source of this 3091-nucleotide messenger RNA. Its product is annotated as Het-C-domain-containing protein. NCBI's taxonomy places the organism in Eukaryota, Fungi, Ascomycota, Dothideomycetes, Mytilinidiales, Mytilinidiaceae. The record is from RefSeq and is a predicted model, not a curated record. Bases 65 to 2950 code for a protein of 961 amino acids. The transcript is spliced from 5 exons.